AUGUCGGAAUCGCAGUCCAGGCCGGGCCUCGCCCGCUACCGUCCGGUGCUCUACCUCCUCACAGGCAUCGCAGCCGCCUACGCCCUGGUAUACAUCAACAACCAGCUCUUCUCGACCUCCCCGUCCCAGCCCCUCCGUCGACGACGAACUGUCCGACGCCACCGACGAAACGAGCCCGAAGACCCCGGCGCCGCAGACACGCCGUCAUCCCGCGCCAUAGCCCACCUGGAGCUCCUGGAACGCCAGAACGGCGUCUACGGCACAUUUCGCAUAGAAACCGAAGAUGGCCGGCGCGUGGAGAGCGGCCUUCUCCCGUCGCUUCUCGCAACACGGGACCAGCUCAUGGAGGAGGUCGGCGUACCGCAGGCACAUGCGGAGCGCAUGCGCGAAAUGAUGGAGGAUACAUUCUUGGAGUCGUUUCUGGCGCUAGACUUCCCGCCCACGCAUGUCCUUGAAGAGGGCAGCGCGGAGAGGAACUACCUCACGGAACAACUGCAGCGACGGGGGAUCUCGCGGGCGGGUAUUGAGCGGGCGCUGGCGCGCUUCAACGAGGACAGCAAUUAUGGCGAGGAACUGCGACGACGGCGUCAAAACGGCGAGCGCGUGACGUUGUCGACCUCCACGUUCCCGGAUGAGACGGCUGGGGCGCCGGCCGGGUUGAAUAUGGACGGUGGUGAAACGGUGGUCGACGAUCAGAGCGUGUUUUCGUGGCGAGACGGGAAUAACGAUUCGUCGCCGACGCGGGAGGGUCAGAAUUUGCUGAACCUGCUUUAUCAUAUUGCAGAGGACCAGGCCCGCCGGGAUGGGUAUAUCCAUCGGGGCGUGACGUGCAACAGUUGCGGUGCCAUGCCGAUCCAGGGGAUUCGGUAUCGCUGUGCGAACUGCAUCGACUAUGAUCUUUGCGAGACGUGCGAGGCCAUGCAAGUGCACAUCAAGACGCAUCUGUUCUACAAGGUCCGCAUUCCGGCGCCGUUCCUGGGGAGCCCGCGCCAGUCUCAGCCUGUAUGGUAUCCUGGGAAGCCUGCGAUGCUGCCGCGCAGUUUGAGUCGGGGCCUUGCGAAGCGUCUGAUGAAGGAGACCAAUUUCGAGAAUACGGAGUUGGAUGCGCUGUGGGACCAGUUUCGAUGCCUGGCGAGCUACGAAUGGGCCGAUGACCCCAAUAAAUUACAUAUGGCGAUUGAUCGGAAGACAUUUGAUCGGUGCUUUGUUCCCAACACGUCUAUUAGGCCGCCGCCACCGAGUCUCAUCUACGACCGCAUGUUUGCCUUUUACGAUACGAACGGUGAUGGGCUGAUCGGGUUUGAAGAGUUCUUGAAAGGACUUGCCAGUCUCAACAACAAGAGUAAUGAUGAGCGGUUGCGCCGCGUGUUCCGGGGGUAUGAUAUUGAUGGAGAUGGAUACGUGGAACGGAAGGACUUCCUUCGGGUAUUCCGCGCCUAUUACGCGCUCAGCAGGGAACUCACACGAGAUAUGGUCGCUGGCAUGGAAGAUGACUUCCUGGAAGGCGGUGCCCGAGACGUCAUCCUUGGGAGCCAGCCGAUCAGCUCUGCUUUCCCAGGCAGUAUCCCCUCAGGUGAAGUCUCAAGAACUGGCGAGGGCAAGCGCAUGAACACAGAAGGUGACAUGGAAGUUGUGGAUAAUGAGGGUGUCCUGCGCCCUGAUGGCGACGACACCGGCGACAGACAUGCUGUUGUUGGAGAUGCUGCCCUUCGCGGACGAUAUGGAUCCCGACGGCCGCUGUUCCCUAACGUGCGUGUUCCCACGCCUGCCGGCGACAUGCGUAAUCCGAAUCGACAGCCAGAUGACAACACCGAUGACGGCAGUAGUGACUAUUCCAGCUCGACUGCUUUCACAGAUCGCUGGCCCCCAGUUGAGCAGAUCCGGGAUGAGGAUAUCGUGAACGCCCUUGGAGCGUAUGUCCCCAUCCAGGAAGUCACCGACCCGGUGGAUCGGGCUCGGAUCAGUACAGCCGUGUAUACCCGGAUGGUCAGCGACGACGAGAGACGCGUUGAUGAGGCCCGCAGACACGGGAUCGACGAGCGUUGGAGACGCAGGGCAUUCUACACGGACGUGGAAGAUGGCACCACCGCACCGGCCGGUUACGAGAGCGAGUCAGACAAUAUGACCGACGAAGGCACGCAGGAGGAGGACCAGCCAGACUUCGAGUCCCACCCGCCGUCUCCUCGCUCUCGGUCGUCCUCCAAGGUGCGCUUCCAAGACGAUAUUCCCGAUGACUAUGAUGUCCGGUCCAACCCUUCCACGUCCUCGCGCAGCAUCCUGGUCGGUUUACCAAACCCGCCACCAACGCAAAAUCUGGGCUCGUCAGAUUGA
This is a messenger RNA of Aspergillus terreus NIH2624, 2331 nucleotides long. Its product is annotated as EF hand domain protein. The coding region runs from base 1 to 2331 and encodes 776 amino acids. Gene Ontology annotation, molecular function: calcium ion binding; zinc ion binding. Gene Ontology annotation, cellular component: membrane; intracellular membrane-bounded organelle; cytosol. Lineage: Eukaryota; Fungi; Ascomycota; Eurotiomycetes; Eurotiales; Aspergillaceae. The record is from RefSeq and is a predicted model, not a curated record. The transcript is spliced from 2 exons.